AAGAAGGCAGACAGACCUCAGGCAAGCACGCGUCACACAUCUGCGCGACGUUCGAUUUCUACUCUCAGAGCAAGCGAGACGUCAGAGGCAUGCACUGUGAUAAAGCGCCGAAGGAGAAGCCGCGUGGCAACGCGACCACAUUGAAGAAACUUUUGGAAGACAAGCGAAAGCGGGAGACGUGCUCCGGUUUGACCUCUUACGCCGCAAACCCCACCGCUCUCAUGCUUACUCAGAUGCCGGUGUCAGAGCAACUGACCUGCCAAGGUGCAUCAAGCAGCUACGCAGACUCGACAGCUGUGAGCGCCGAUCACUGGGGGCCAAUCCAGGACUCCCUUCUCUCCUAUGACCCCAACCAAGGCGGACAGACCUUCCCCGUGGGCUAUGACGUCACCAUGGACCCGGAUUUCAACCCCCAGCAGCAUCUCCAGGGAUUUGCGCCUCAAUCCUACGGGUGCCAGAUGGGAGCCGCGGGUCAGAGCACGGUUUCGACUUGGUCCUCUUUGGAGCCAAGUCAGGCCCCUCAAGCCUCUUUUGGGUCGUGCUUGGACGCUGCCACGCUGGAGAAUGCCAGGAUGCUGCUGAGAGAGAUGGACUACGCCAGAAUCAUCGGCCAGGAUGAGGACGGCGACACCAUCCUGCAUAUCUACACCGCUAAAGGUCUGAGAGAGUGGGCCUUCGCCGCCGCAGAGAAGCUGAGGGAUCUGGGGAAGCUUGACGCCAAAGAGCACAAAGGCAAAACUGCUUUACUGGUGGCAGUAACAGCGAACCAGCCGGACAUUGUCAAAGAUCUGUUGUCAUUCGGAGCAGACGUCAACGCUUGCGACGUCAAAGGACAAAACGCUCUUCACCUGGCCGCUCACGACUGCUCGCCUCAGAUAUUACAAGUAAUUCUGUCCAACAGACCUGCAAUCAACCUCGAGGCGAGAGACUUUGAAGGCAUGACCCCUCUGCACCGCGUGGCCAUUUCUCACAGCGUCACCAUGAAGGGUCUGUUCGUCAGCGGGACGGCGAACGUUUUCCUGCAGGCCAAAGCGGCGGAGAAGCUCUCGUGUGUGCAGAUGCUCGUCAAUGCUGGCGCCUCACCGCUUAGCCAGGAAAUCAAAAGCGGCAAGACUGUGCUGCACUUGGCGGUGAAGGAAGGAAACGUCGACCUGCUCCGCUAUCUGCUCAGCAUCCCCAUGUACGACGUCAAAGACUUCGUCAACAUGAAAGCGCACGGCCACACGGCUUUGCACAUGGCGGCCUGUCUCCACGGCGACCCCCGGCAGGAGGAGAUCCUGCGGCUGCUGCUGAGCCGAGGGGCCGACCCCAGCAUCCGCAACCUGGAGAACGGCCUCCCGGCGCACCUCCUGCAGGCCGGAGUGCAAGGGGAGCGGCUGAAAUUACUGCUGAAGAAACGAAGCACUUCGACUCGUCGACGUCCGGCGGCCUCCCCGGACCAGGAGUGAUCAGAAGUUACCGAGGAAUUUUUUUUUUUUUUCCAUGACACGUAUGAAUGUCUGAGGCUGAUUCAAAUUGGAUUUCAACUCUUACUGUGAUUCACUGUUGAGCUGCUUUUCAAAAAAACUAUUUAUAUUUGUGUUAUUUGUAUGAAACGUUCAUAUGGAGGACUUUUUUUUUUAUAUUUCAUAAAAACCCAAAACAACUUGAUGCUAUUUAAAAUAUAUUUUAUUAGAAAAAUAGACGGGUACACACGCACAGUCUAAUGAAAUGCUAAAUGGAGCGCGCCACUAAGCUGUUAUUUUUUUAUCAAAUAUAGUCAAGGAAACUGCACAUUUGUUGUUGCAAAGUGGGGAAAAAAUGUUUUUUUUUUUACAACUCCCUCUAGAUCGGCAGCAAAAUGGAAUGGGUUGCUCCGUGGAGGCUGUCUCACCCUUUCACAACAUUUUGGUGGGAAUUGAUUUGUGAUAUGCUGGCAAACAAACGGCCUCCUAUCAUAUUUGGAUGAUAAAUAUUCAUUUCAAAAUACAUUCAUUGUUGUGGCUAAAAUGUAUACAGUGAAACUUAGCGAGAUGAUCUUGAAACACAUUCACUGCCAUUGACGGUUUUAGACGUAAAUCCAUGUGAAUCGGGAUUUAAAGGCAAAUUAAUUAAUAAUAAUUAAUCUUAUUAUCUCAUUAGUUUGUGCUUGUGUAUCUUAUUUAGUGUUCAGUCAGGGUUUAUUUUCCCUAUUUGGUUGACAAAGUACUCAUUUUGUAGAAAUGUAUUGAUUUCCAUGAAAUCAUCAGUCUGACCUGGAGGACUUUUUGUCAUGAUCGCAUUGACGAUGGUGAGAUGCUGAAUUCAAUUUGCGCAUUUACUGACGUUGACAUUGCUCAGAUUAAAAAUGAGCACACUUGCUUUUGUUCUGUAUGCAUCAUACUUGCGGAUGUAACGCGUUUACUGCGUAAAAGUACUUUUAACUUGUUUGCUUCAUGCCUGACGACAAGUCCGUGCAGAGAUGAGUCGUGAUCUAAACAAGUCUUCAUCUUUGCCGUGUUCUUGUGAGUGUGUACACAAAUGAGCAGCGUGGGGAAAUUGAUGCGCUCACAGGAACGUUGCAACAAAUGCGACUCAGUCGCUCUUUGGGAAUACGUGAAAUUCAUUUUCAAAAAACCAAAACCAAUUCCUGACAUCUUGAGUGUCAUGACC
This is a messenger RNA of Syngnathoides biaculeatus (alligator pipefish), 2631 nucleotides long. RefSeq names its product NF-kappa-B inhibitor delta (gene nfkbid). The transcript is spliced from 12 exons. The coding region runs from base 90 to 1448 and encodes 452 amino acids. Gene Ontology annotation, molecular function: protein binding. The record is from RefSeq and is a predicted model, not a curated record. Gene Ontology annotation, biological process: regulation of gene expression. Lineage: Eukaryota; Metazoa; Chordata; Actinopteri; Syngnathiformes; Syngnathidae. Gene Ontology annotation, cellular component: nucleus.